Arctia plantaginis is the source of this 3318-nucleotide messenger RNA. NCBI's taxonomy places the organism in Eukaryota, Metazoa, Arthropoda, Insecta, Lepidoptera, Erebidae. The record is from the annotation of a GenBank genome assembly.
AUGGACAUGCGAAUAUUUUAUAUUAUCUUCUACGCAAUUGUUGCAGCUUCCGCGGACAUGUGUACGGUUAGCGAUGAGAUACAGUGUAGCUAUACUAUAACUUGUAUAAAUUAUUUUAAUCUGAACAUGAAUUGGGACAGAUUCAUAUACUACGAUGGACAGCACCAUGAAAGGUGCCACCAUUUAAUUUCACACAAUGGAAACAGGAUGUACCCAGUGACACUCGUCUUGAAACAGACUUUAGUGGACUUAGCCGUACCAGUGCCAAAUAUCAUGAAUAGCUGGAACGCGCAGGAACUAUUGAAAAUCAUACAUACCUUAGACUUAAGUGAGAAUAAUUAUCAUCAAACACCUAUCAUCAACAGUAUGAUGAAUCUGGUAGUAUUAAACAUAUCUAAUAAUGAGUUAACUACAGGCUUUUUAUCCAAUUAUAAUCCAUUAAGUAUGUUGACUCAACUAGAUUUGUCAAAUAAUAUGAUAAGUGAUUUAAAAGUUAACCCAACAGAGCAACCCUACAACAAGUUAACCAUAAUCGAUUUAUCUCAUAAUUAUCUCGUAAAUAUUCCUGAUGCCGUUUUCGAUUCAUUCGAUGACUUGGAAACACUAGAUCUGUCAUACAACUAUAUCGAUAUUUUGUCACAGUUCACAUUUGAAGGUAUAAAAAAGUUGGUAUACUUGAAUUUAUCGAACAAUAGAUUAACAGAUAUUAAUUCUGCUCUGUUCAGAUUUAGCGAACUUUUAACUCUCAAUCUCAGUGCUAAUAAAAUUAACAAAUUGAAAAUGAAUGAUUUUAAAAACUUGAUUAAACUAAAAUUACUGGAUCUCAGUUCAAAUAACAUAAAGACUAUCGAUGUUAAUGUUUUCCAAGCAAUGAUUUCAUUAAAAAGUUUAGAUUUAAGGCAUAAUUUGCUUGAAGUCCUAGAUAAAAAUGUAUUUGCAAAUUUGAAGUCACUAGACAGUAUAGAACUUACACAUAAUAAAAUAAAAACUUUACCUAAACGUUUAUUUAGAAACAUGACAAUUUUAACUUUCUCUAUCAGCGAAAAUAGAUUAGAGGGUUCAUUAGAUAAAGGAAUGUUUGAAGGUGUAAACGUUACAAGAUUAGACCUAAGCAACCAGUAUUUAACUGAAAUUAAAGAUUACACAUUCUAUAACCUUGUUAGGCUAGAUACUUUAAUCCUCAAAUCUAAUAGAAUACUAAAUUUAGAAUAUAUGUGUUUUGAGACUUUAGUAAACCUGCAAAUACUAGAUCUCUCUAAUAAUCAAAUAAUGAACAUAAACUUUGACAAAAGUGAUCUGGGUAAUCUCCAAUCUUUUAUCUUAAAAAAUAACCGCUUAACAGAAAUAAAACAUGAACAAUUACAACACUUAAAGGUCCUAGAAUAUUUGGAUAUUUCCGGAAACAUGAUCACUCAUUUGGAACCAAAUUCAUUUCGAUUUCUCAAAAAUUUAAUUAACUUAGAAAUAAAUAGUAAUCCAUUAGAGGGUGUUUUAGAAACGGCCACGUUUCAAGGUCUGGGUUCACUGCCCAGUCUUGAUAUUUCACGCAGUAUGUUAACUACGAUUAAGAACGCAACGUUCAAUGACAUGACUGCAUUAAAAAACUUGGAUAUGUCUUAUUGUAGAAUAAGUGAGUUACAGUAUAAUAUAUUUCUCCAUACUGGGUAUAUAGAAACACUCGAUUUAUCACAUAAUCAACUUAAAGAUUUUGUCGUUAAUACUACUGAAUUAAAAGGACUAUCAAUGCUCUUCCUGCAUAAUAAUUUUAUAAAAACUAUUUCACCUACGUCGUUUGGAGGUUUAUCUCGAUUAAAUAAUCUUACGCUAUCCUAUAAUGUUAUAGUUAGUAUUGAUAGUGAAUCUUUCAAUAGUCUAAUAGAUUUGCGAUAUUUAGAUGUAUCGUACAAUGAAAAGUGUAAUAUUACUCGGUUUAAUUCAGAAAAAGUAAAAGAGUUAAAUACUUUAGUUCUCUCCGGUAUUAAAACUACAAUAAAUUUUGCACAUUUCGUGCAAGACAACCAAAUCUCAGACUUGUUAAUAUCAAAUGCGAGUAUACAAAAUAUCAGUGAUUUACAUCUCAGCGGGAUAUCUCACGUGGAUACUUUAGACUUGAGUUACAAUAAUAUUUCUAAGUUGCAAAUAGGAGACUUUACUGAAUUACAUGCACUUCGACAUUUGGACUUGAGUUUCAAUAAAAUAGCGUUUAUCCAACCAGGUACAUUCAAAAAUAAUACAUUAAUGAGUUCUUUAAACAUUUCUCAUAACUAUUUACAGUCUAUUAGUUACGGUAUUUUCCAAGGAUUACAUUACUUAAACAUUCUAGAUAUGUCUUAUAAUAAUAUAAACGAUUUACGAAGUGAACGAUUUUACGAAUUGAAUUUUUUGUCCCAGUUAAUAGUAGAUCAUAAUAAAAUUGAUUCGCUGAAUGCUGAUGACUUUAUUGGUACAAGUCUAACAAAAUUAAGUAUUGGUGACAAUCCACUAUCCUGUGAUAUUUUAGUCAAUCUAAAGAGAAAUCCCUUAUCUUUUGAAAUAACUGCUCUUAGAAUAGAUGAACAUAUGAACGAAAAUGUAAAUGGGGUGGUAUGUAAUAAAGUACAUGAGAUGGAAACUACCGUAAUACCCAAACACAACAGAGAUGAUAUUGAAAUAGUAAAGAGUCUACAAAAUAUUCUUUUAAACUUAAGUAAAAAUAACGUUGAAAAAGAUAAUAAAGACAUACAAUAUCUAGAAAAGAUAUCAAACCUUUUAGAAAAGUCUAAUUCAAUUUAUGAUGAAAAAAUGUCAAAUUUAAUUAAUUUAACAUCUAGUCUUAGAACCAUGAAUAAUAGGACAAACAUAAUGUUAAAUGAAAUUAUUAAAUUGUUAGACAUAAACCGAAACGGUAUUGUAUCUACAACUGCGGGACCAACAACGCAGGCUGUUACGGUUAGAAGCACAAACUUACCAACUAUGAGCAACAAUUCUAAUAUUAACCAAUCUAUAGAUGUUAUUUCAUACAUAAACAAAAUCAAAAAUGAAUUAGAAAAUACUAUAGCAAGUGAAAAACAAAACAUUAUAAACGAAUUUAAAAACAAAUUUAACUCUAGUGACAAAACACGGUCACUCCCUGAAGUGGACCACGGUCAUGAAAAGUUAGUUUCAAGUAAUAAUGAACCGCCAAAGUCUCUAUUUACAGAAACGUGUGUAGCAUUGAUAUUGUUAAUCUUAGUUGGUUUAGUUUUGUACAAAUUUUAUAAGUCUAGAAUGUUCAUUAGAAAUAGAUUUUCGCUAAGCACUCGUGAAUUACCUGGGGCAAUAGAAAAUUCUAAUCUGUGA